GCGGGAAGGUAGAGAGUGCAUUAAAUUCGUUUUUUUUAAUUGUCUAAAUUUUAAAUUUGUCCAAAUUAGUUUUUUAUACCCGCCGAUUCAACACAACUAUGUGGGAAGUUAAAAAAAAACCGCUUAGCCAAAUAAACUGUUAACGGAAUGAAGCGCCACGUGACUUUCACAUGGGCUUUAAAACAUUUAAUAAUUGACCGUGUGUCAACAAAACUUGAGCCUCACUCACUGGUGCUGUUUCAAAGUCUCCAGUCGAGCAAAAAAACUGUCAUCAUGAGCGACUGGAGGAAAAUGAGCAAAGAUGAGCUGGAGCACCAGUUCUCUCCCAGCCGCUGGUCACACAGGAUGUCCGCCGAUGACGUGAUCAGAGCCCAUGUGGCUGCUGUCAGAUCAGGCACAGAGAAAGCUCGGUCCAUCACUCAGACUUUGCUCGACAUCCCGUACGGUGAUGGUGACGGAGAGAAGCUGGACGUUUAUGUUCCCAGCAGCUCUAGUCCAGAUGUGCCGCUGGUCAUUUACUUUCAUGGAGGAUACUGGCAGUUCCUCAGUAAGGAUGAGUCCGGUUUCCUGGCCGUGCCAUUGGUUCAGAAGGGUGUGGUGGUGGUUGCCGUGGGUUACAGCAUCGCUCCUAAAGGGAAUAUGGAUCUGAUGGUGUCGCAGGUGCGCAGGAGCGUGGUGUCUGUCAUUCAGCAGUAUUCACACAUCAGCGGUCUGUACCUGUGCGGUCAUUCAGCCGGAGCUCAUCUGGCCGCUAUGGUUCUGUCCACUGACUGGGCACAAUAUGACAUAUCACCGCAAAUCAAAGGUGCGCUUCUCGUCAGCGGCAUUUAUGACCUGCAGCCCAUCCUGUCCACCUACGUGAACGAGCCGCUGAAGAUGACCGAGGAAGUGGCGUUAAGAAACAGCCCCAGUCACUUCCUGUCGCAGCUGAAGCUCUCGUCCGCUUCCUGCGAUAUCAUCGUCGCUGUUGCGCAAAACGACUCGCCAGAGUUUCGUAAGCAGUCGGAGGAGUAUUUCAAAGCUUUGGAAUCUGCAGGUCUUAAAGUCUCUUUUGAAGACGUUCCCAACACGGAUCAUUUCAAUAUUAUAGAGCAACUGGUUGAUGAAAAUUACCAUCUCACAAAGCUCCUGCUAAAGAUGAUGGGAAAAAGCUGACGAUCGUCAGGUUACCCAGAAUGCACUGCGCCGAAACCGACCUGUGAGUUGAGCUCAACGCGACCUCGCUCUUUGUCCAAUCAGACUCUAGUGUUAAAUGUUUCACACCAGCAGCAGUGUAAGUUUCUGCUGGGAGUGUAAACGUCUUUAAAUGGUUAUUUAACUGUGUUUUAAAUGAAGCAUUCAUAUCACAAAGCAAUGUAGCAGAUAUUGAAAUGAUUUGAUCUGACCGACAGCACUGGAAAUACCUGCCCUUGUUCAAGUUGCACAGAUUUGUUUGAAGUUUUUAUUGAAUUAGCACAGAUUACCCAGCUGGAUAAACUGGUUUAAACCAGUUUUGCCCGGUCAGACUGAACUGGUUUGAUGUUGCUAGCUAGUCAACCUGAAAGCCACUGAUUUACACACUUUUAGCAGGGAAACUGUAUGUGAAUAUGGUGUUUGUGUGUGAUUUGAAGCAUUUUCCGUUCAAUAAAAUGCUGUUCUGAACACAUUCA
Labeo rohita (rohu) is the source of this 1649-nucleotide messenger RNA. RefSeq names its product arylformamidase (gene afmid). Bases 148 to 1155 code for a protein of 335 amino acids. Lineage: Eukaryota; Metazoa; Chordata; Actinopteri; Cypriniformes; Cyprinidae. Gene Ontology annotation, molecular function: arylformamidase activity. The record is from RefSeq and is a predicted model, not a curated record. The transcript is spliced from 11 exons.